CAAUUUCCGCUUAUCACAGCAGUAAACACACAACAUCAACAAUAAACACGCAGCUAUUACGCAACCUUGAGCUCAUAUCCACACCAUAAUGGCGACAAAGAGGCUGAUGAAGGAGUAUAACUCCAUCCAGAAGGCCCUAUCAGACACGCAGGAGUACGAGAACAUCGUGUCGCUUGAGCCCACGGGAGACCUCUUCUCCUGGUGUGGAGUCAUUAGGGGACCAUCGAACUCUCCAUUCCAAGCAGGAACUUGGAAGAUUAAGAUCGAGGUGCCUCAGAACUAUCCCAUCGCACCGCCUAAGAUGAAGUUUGUGAACAAGCUGUGCCACCCCAAUGUGAACUUCCAGACCGGGGAGAUCUGCCUGGACAUCUUGCAGAACCAAUGGACACCAGCUUGGACACUAUUGACCACGAUGUCCGCCAUUCUACUGCUGUUACAGGAUCCAGAGCCGACGAGUCCGCUGAAUAUUGACAUCUCAAACUUGCUGAAGAGCGGCGAUAUCAAGGCCUACAAUGGUCUUAUCCGUUUCUACACACACAAGUAUGCUAUCGACUCAGUUUGACACCAUUUCAUAACAAGAGACAACACUAAUAUAAAUACCCUUUCCUAACA
Williopsis jadinii is the source of this 612-nucleotide messenger RNA. RefSeq names its product E2 ubiquitin-protein ligase peroxin 4 (gene PEX4). The transcript has a single exon. NCBI's taxonomy places the organism in Eukaryota, Fungi, Ascomycota, Saccharomycetes, Phaffomycetales, Wickerhamomycetaceae. The record is from RefSeq and is a predicted model, not a curated record. Bases 89 to 562 code for a protein of 157 amino acids.